This is a messenger RNA of Seriola aureovittata, 10698 nucleotides long. RefSeq names its product SH3 and multiple ankyrin repeat domains 3a (gene shank3a). NCBI's taxonomy places the organism in Eukaryota, Metazoa, Chordata, Actinopteri, Carangiformes, Carangidae. Gene Ontology annotation, cellular component: postsynaptic density; postsynaptic membrane; dendritic spine. The transcript is spliced from 25 exons. The record is from RefSeq and is a predicted model, not a curated record. The coding region runs from base 218 to 6154 and encodes 1978 amino acids. Gene Ontology annotation, molecular function: synaptic receptor adaptor activity; ionotropic glutamate receptor binding.
CUGACGGCAUGGACACGCAUGAGUGCAAGCCGCAGCAGCAGCAGUUCAGCGUGGUGGCCCUCUUGCACAGGCGACUGAUGCACACUACAAGCUGUGUGUGCGUGUAGUGUGAGCCAGAGUCAUCGCGUAUGUGUGUAUGCUUGUGUGUGUGCGUGUGUGUGUGUGGGUGUGUGCGGAGAGAGAGAGAGAGACAUAGACUAAGCCCCUAACACGGAGCAUGCUUCUGCGUCCGGCAGCCGGCAAACAUGAGCCACCCAGCCCUCCACGGCAGGACCAGCAGCAGCAACAGCACACACACACACACACACUUACACACCCUUACACACACGCAGCAAACGGCAGCCAGGGGGCCAGCACUGACAGCGGCAGCUCCCGGGAAGAGGACAGCGUCGUUCCUGUUCCUGUCGGUGUUCCGGCUUUCCGUCCCGGUGCACAGCGGAGCCACAGUGCAAGAGCACCCAUGGAGGAGCCGACAGGCAACACCGUGGUCAUCCGCAUUGGUAUCCCAGACCUACAACAGACGAAAUGUUUGAAAUUCAAUGUGGAUGCUCCUAUCUGGCUGUCCAAGCAGCGGAUCCUAUGUACUCUUAACCAGAGCCUGAAGGAUGUACUCAACUAUGGCCUAUUCCAGCCGGCUUACAAUGGCAAGGCUGGCAAAUUUCUGGAUGAGGAGAGACAGCUAAGGGAAUACCCAUUCCCAUCCAUUGCUCCUGUACCUUACCUUGAGUUCCGCUAUAAAAGACGUGUCUACACACAAACUCACCUGGAUGAAAAGCAGCUGUCUAAGCUCCACACAAAGGCAAACCUGAAGAAGUUUAUGGAGUAUGUGCAGCAGAGAAACAUUGAAAAGGUCUCAAGGUUCUUGGAAAAAGGCCUGGACCCCAACUUCCAUGAUCCAGACACGGGAGAAUGUCCUUUAACGCUGGCAGCACAGCUGGAGGGAUGUGCAGAGCUCAUCAAGGUGCUGAAGAGUGGAGGGGCACAUCUGGACUUCAGAACAAAAGAUGGCAUUACUGCCCUACACAAGGCUGUGCGCAGCAAGAACCAUACAGCGCUUAUAACAUUGUUGGACUUGGGUGCAUCACCUGACUAUAAAGACAGUAGGGGGUUGACUCCACUCUACCACAGCUCAAUGGUAGGAGGAGACCCCUACUGCUGUGAGCUGCUGCUGCAUGAUCAUGCACAGGUCGGCUGUGUGGAUGAGAAUGGCUGGCAGGAAAUACACCAGGCCUGCCGCUAUGGCCACGUGCAACAUCUGGAACAUCUGCUGUUCUACGGAGCUGACAUGAGCGCCCAGAAUGCAUCCGGAAACACCGCCCUGCAUGUGUGUGCUCUCUACAACCAGGAUAGCUGUGCACGAGUUCUCCUGUUCCGGGGGGCCAAUAAAGAGAUAAAGAACUACAACAGCCAGACCGCCUUUCAGGUGGCUAUUAUCGCAGGAAACUUUGAUCUGGCUGAAAUCAUAAAGGUCCACAAAACAUCAGAUGUUGUGCCUUUCAGGGAGACCCCCUCUUACACCAACCGUCGACGUGUGAUGCCUGGUCCCUUGCCCUCGCCACGAUCAUUGCUCCGCUCUGCGAGUGACAACAAUCUGAACGGGGACCAUGAUCACAUCCACAGUCAGGCCCCCCGAGAAAUUCGCGGCCGUCAGGGUCACUCUCCUGUCCCCUCACUGCGCAGUCUACCAGCUCUUGGGCAGCAACACAGCAGCCUUGGAGAGAGCCGUCACGGUGAGAUCCCUGACAGCAGUCUCCAGAGUACCGGCAGCUCCAGAUCCUCUCAUUCCCGCUCGCCUUCACUACAUCACAUGCAUGAUGACGACAAGCCGAUUCCCAGGAGGUCCCACAGCCAUGGCUACCCCCAUGGACACGGCCCUCGUGGAAGACUCAGCCCCGGCUCAGUGCAGCGAGACCCAAGCCCCCCUCAUCACACCCCUCCAGCGCUGACGGGCCCCCGCGGGCCCAAACGGAAACUGUAUAGUGCUGUCCCAGGACGUACCUUCAUCGUGGUCAAGCCCUACACACCACAAGGGGAGGGAGAGAUCCAACUCAACCGUGGAGAGAGGGUCAAAGUGCUGAGUAUAGGAGAAGGAGGUUUCUGGGAAGGUACCGUCAAAGGGAGGACAGGCUGGUUCCCAGCAGACUGUGUGGAAGAAGUUCAGAUGAGGCAGUUUGACCCACGGCUAGAGACUCGGGAGGACCGCACUAAGAGACUGUUCAGACACUACACUGUGGGAUCCUACGACAACUUCACCUCAUACAGUGACUAUAUCAUAGAGGAGAAGAAUGCUGUUUUACAGAAGAAAGAAAAUGAGGGGUUUGGCUUUGUCCUGCGGGGAGCCAAAGCUGAGACGCCCAUUGAAGAGUUCACCCCGACCCCAGCCUUCCCUGCCCUGCAGUACCUGGAGUCUGUGGAUGUGGAGGGAGUGGCCUGGAGGGCUGGUCUGAGGACAGGAGAUUUCCUUAUAGAGGUGAACGGAGUGAAUGUAGUGAAGGUGGGCCAUAAGCAGGUGGUGUCCUUGAUCCGGCAAGGGGGCAACAGGCUGCUGAUGAAGGUGGUGUCUGUCACACGCAAACCUGAGUCUGAGGAAGUUGUUCGUAAGAAAGCUCCCCCACCACCCAAGAGAGCUCCAAGCACCACGCUGACACUGCGCUCAAAGUCCAUGACCGCUGAGCUUGAAGAACUGGCUUCUGCUCGGAGGAGAAGAGGAGAGAGGCUAGAUGAGAUGUUGGCAUCCCAGGAGUCUAUGUUGCGUUCUCAGCCCUCGGAGGCAGAUUACAGGGCAGCCACUGUCAAACAACGGCCUACCAGCAGGAGAAUAACACCAGCAGAGAUCAGUUCACUGUUUGAGAGACAAGGGAUGACUCUACAUGGAGGUCUUCACCCAGGCAUUGAGAGAGGUCACAUACCACUACCAAAGGGGAUGUCCAGGACCAAGUCUUUUGGUGCCACUGAGGAGGAUCGGCUGUCUGCCCUCGCAGGCGAGCACCGAUUUCCCCGUAGUUCCUCUAUGACAGACAGCCUCAGAGACCACUCACAGACCCAUCCUAUCCCCCCACCUCCACAAACCGCACCUCCUCCCCCUCCUUACUAUCUAGAUACUGGUCCUCCCCCAGCCUUUUGCCCUCCUCCGCCCCCAUCCAGGACCCAGAGUCAGGGCCAUGAGCCUGGAGGACGCUCCAGCUUCAAGCCCUCCUCCCUGGACCUGCCUUACGAGGCUGCUCAGCGGCAGGCCACGCACAUCGAGAGACAGAAGAAAGCCCGCUCCAUGAUCAUCCUCCAGGACUCUUCCCAUCUACCUGUAGAACCUACAGAAAUUCCCCGACCUUCUGCUGCUACUCCACCUGAGCGAAUCAAAAGGAAGGGUCGAGUUAUUGACAACCCUUAUGCUAAUGUGGGUCAAUUUAGCAUUGGACUGUACACACCCACCAAGCCCCAGAGGAAGAAAAGUCCCCUGGUGAAACAACUACAGGUGGAAGAUGCACAAGAAAAAGCUAGUUUGGCCUUAGCUGCUGCCCACUCGCGAGAAAGUUCACCCUCAGGACGACACCCACAUACCCAUGGGCACACACACACCAGCCGUGCAGACUACUACCAGCAGCAGCUGAUGGCUGAGCGAGAGCGUAUGCGUGCCCAGGGAGAGAUGAUGCUUCAGGGUAAGGGACCCUUUGCUGCUGCAAUCGCUGGAGCAGUGAAAGACCGUGAGCGACGGCUAGAAGAACGGAGGAAAUCCACAGUCUUCCUUUCUGUUGGGACCAUGGAGGGGGCGUCUACCACCAGCUCUGAGGCCCCCUCUCUGACUCAGUCUCACUCCAUCGAUGAACGGAUGCUCACCCGAGAGCUGGGACAGCUGCCUCCCCCUGCCUUGGCCCUGAGCCCCUCGCCUAGCGGGACCACUUUCAUCCAUCCGCUCACAGGAAAGCCCCUGGAUCCCAACUCACCACUGGCUCUUGCGCUGGCCGCAAGGGAGAGGGCACUGACCUCCCAGAGCCAGUCCCCAACUAGCAGCCCAGAGCCUAGGACUAAACAGGAACGGGCAGGCCAGGGCAUAAUAUUCAUUGACACUCAGACCAAAGAGUCUCCACAUGAAGGGGCACCCACAUCUCCCCCCUUUUCACCUAAGAGCGCCAAGGCACCAGGGUAUGGAGUUGGAUCAUCCCCGGCAUCAAUUUUAGUUCCCCAGCCCACCAAACCACAGUGGGCCACAUCACCAUCACCUGUAUCAUUUCGACAGGAGAUGGAUGCCAGAGUAGAGGAGAGGAAGGAGGAGAAGAGACUAGAGGAUAAAAAAAGUAUGUUGAUCAGUAUUAUGGAUACAUCACAGCAGAAGACAGCAGGGCUAAUCAUGGUCCAUGCUACCAGUAAUGGCCAGGCUGUUGGGGUAGGUUCAGAACUAGAACAGACCCCUGCCCCAGCGUCCAUGGAGCCCAGCAAAUCUCCAAGUCCACGAGCUAAAUCCCCCAGUCCCACCGUUUCCCAGCCCCAGCCCCAGCUCCAGGCCCAGCCUCAAACUCAGCGUCCUGCCAGUCCAGCCCAGGAGAAGAGUCUGGCUCAGGGAAGCUCCGAGGAGGAUGUGGAUCCAUACACAGUGACCCUGCCCCCUGUAAUGUUGUCCUCCAGUGACGAGGAAACAAGAGAGGAGCUACGAAAGAUUGGAGUCGUUCCACCACCAGAUGAGUUUGCGAAUGGGCUGCUGGCACAGGCACAGGAGACGCCAGUGUCCCCAACUAAACCUGCCACCUCUUCCACAGCCCCUACAACAACAACACCACAAACUCCCUCGACCCCAACAACCCCUAUUGUGACCCCCACCCAGCCUCAGCCUCCCCAGCCCCCACCUCCAGCCAGUGCAGCAGCUGUCUCAGGGAAGCCCUCUGACCCUCUGGAGCCCCCACCGGUGGGUGAGUCUGGCUCUGCAGCUGACUCAGGCGUGGAGGAGGCUGACACACGCAGCUCCAGUGAGAGAGAGCGAGACCACCAUCUCGAGACCACCAGCACCGUCUCCACGGUUUCCAGCAUGUCCACAUUGUCCUCAGAAAGCGGCGAGCCUGCCGACACACACACCACGCACACCUCCUAUGCCGACGGGCAGACUUUUGUGCUCGACAAGCCGCCAGUGCCUCCUAAGCCCCGACUCAAGUCCCAGAUAGGAGGCAGUAAAGGCCCUGUCACCUUCAGGGACCCUCUGCUGAAGCAGAGCUCUGACAGCGAGCUGCUAUCACAGCAACAGGCUGCUGCCCUGGCUGCUGCUGCGGCUGGAGGAGCUGGGCUCCCCUCAGGUGGUUCAGCCUCAGUGACUGGACUAGCUCCCACCAAGCCGCGCUACCUCUUCCAGCGUAGGUCCAAGCUGUGGGGGGACCCAGUGGAGCCCCGUGGGCCAGGAGUGGGGCUAGGUAUUGGGAGUUUGGGCAAUCUUGGUGGGCUGGGACUGGGGCUGGGUGCAGAUGAGGGAGCAAAACCAUCUGUUAUGGGGGAGCUCAGUUCACGACUACAGCAGCUAAAUAAAGACACUAGGUCACUGGGAGAGGAACCACUGGGGGCAUCACUUGACCCAGGGAGGAAAUCACCUGUGGCAGGUGCCAGACUUUUCAGCAGCCUAGGCGAGCUCCACACCAUUUCUCAGAGAAGCUAUGGCACCACAUACACCAUCCGCCCUGGCAGCCGUUACCCCGUCACCCGACGCACCCCCAGCCCAGGUUCAGGCUCACCUGAUCGGGGCGACCCUCUUGGACGAUUCUCAGGCUUCGGCCUACCGCCCUCACCGACUACACCGCCACAAACCAUCCUAAAAUCCUCUAGCCUCAGCCUACCCCAGGAGCCUAAAGAGGUCCGCUUUGUAAUGAGGAGCUCCAGCGCCCGUUCCCGCUCUCGCUCCCCUUCCCCAUCACCCUCCCAUUCCCCUGGCCUGGGGUCACCACUUUUAGCCCUGCGGCCCUUCCACCAAAAACCCCUCCACCUCUGGAACAAGUACGACGUUGGAGACUGGCUGGAGAGCAUCAAUCUGGGGGAGCACAGAGCAGGGUUUCAGGAACAUGAGAUUGAAGGCUCUCACCUCCCAGCUCUAACCAAGGAUGACUUUGCAGAACUGGGAGUGACACGAGUCGGACAUCGCAUGAACAUUGAACGAGCACUAAAACAGCUGCUAGAGAGCUGACCCCUGCCCUGAGACACAGCAACAGUUAGAGAGAAAGAUGAGGAUAGAACGGGGAAGAUGCAAAGUUGAUGAAAAAUGAAGAGAAAAUAUAGGAGCCACUCCUCUUUUACUCUGGCUGCUUUUAUGUUCUGCAUCACAAAUGUUUACUUGUCGUCCUCAGCGACACUUUACGUUACCAUUCUGCAUCAAUACCCUGCACUUGGCACUGCACUGAAGAGGAGGACACAAUACAUUUGUCCCCCUCUACUAGGCCCUUAGUGUCUGCCCACCUCCUUGCCUGCAGCCAAUUAGAUCAGACUUCAAAAUGGGCUCUGGUUUGUCUUUGCCGAGGAGAAUCGCAUGAGCUCCAAUUAAAACAUCUGAUUUGGGAAAACAGUUGUUCCCUUAGUAACACCCACACUUUCUCUCUCACUUUUCCCCUCCUUUCCUCUCUACCUCUAUCCCUUCAUCUUUUAGGCCUCUGAAAGCCUUUUGUAGUUUGAGUAAAGGAGGAGGAGGAAGAAUUUUUGUUCCAAACAGAAAGCUCAGUUGCCUUUCAAAAUAUUUAUACAGAGAUCAACAAUGACAAACACAGGACUAUGGACAUAGUGCUGACACAGCUCUGAUAAGGUGCGUCUUCUCUAUACCUGCUGUUGUUUUUAAACCGAAGACUUUAGAGCCCAGAGGUGGAGCUCCACAAAGUAAACCACGGGAGAAAACCCCUCCGCCUUGGUACCCAGACUGUGCUAUCUAUUAUAUUUGGAGAAUGUUUAACCAACACUCGUGGCUUUUUUCAUAAUCAAUUUUUUGGUUUUCCAAAGGGAAUAUUAUAUAUAGGUAUUAUAUAAUAUGAUAUAUAUGUAUCUAAAUAUAGCUUUCAGAAGAAAAGACAAUGUUGCAAAGAGGAAAUGUAAUAAUUUGCGCCUGUUUUUGGUUUUUAGUAUAGAAGGCAGAGAGAAAUCUUUAUUCCACCAAUAGUUUACUCAUUUCUACCAAUUAUAUACAUAAAUAUACAUAUAUAUAUAUAUAUAUUUGAAAGAAAAAAGUAUAUAGAUAUGGAAAUGAAAUUUUUGUCAUAGGUAUACAACUUUCCUUAUGGUCACCCUUUUCUUGAACCGUAGCAUGACGAGUUGCAUCAUGGUCUUGAACAGAGAGUUUGUUGUUUGUUUUUAUUUUCUUACGGUCUUCCUUCAUACUAAAGGGCAUCCCGUAAUGUGAGGCUGAGACCCCAGUUGACACCCAUCCCUACUGCUUCAGCUACAGAUCUUACCAACGUUGCUCCGUCUCUGAUUUAUCCACCUUAUGAGACAGCUAGUCGGUAAAAGGGGCUCUUCAUCUUAUGCCUGUUACUCAGGGAUGGAAGUUUGGGGCACUAGCAUGGAGAGGUUGUUGGCUGUUGUUUUAAUACUAUCCAUUUAAAUUCUUACCUGUAAGGACACUUUAAUACCACCACAGUCUGAAAAAUGUAAGAGGGCUAGUAAAAAUUUCCAUCCCUGCAACCCCUGAGGAUGCUUCUCAGACUGGGCCGCACAAGGUCGAAAGAAGGUCAGGAAAAGGAAACAUUGGGGUGCUUCUCAUUACCAGUAGAGAGGAAAUGACCAUGGAAGUGCCGUGCAACAGAAAUCUUUUAAGAUUUAAUUUUUCCUACAGGAGGAAACCACUGUUAAGUUCCAAGUCUGUUAACCUGGCCAAAUUUACCUGGAAUAUAACCAACAAAAACUUGUCAAACAAGGGCUUAAAUGAGUUAAACAUAAAGUAUGUGCCCUUCUGAAGUGGCACUGCAGGGAACGUGUCUGUAGUUUAUCAGGCUGUGGGGAUGGGAAAGCCUCUGUAAGGUCUUAAAGAAAAUUCAGUAUUUUACAACCUGGCAACGUCUUGCAACAUCAACUGCUUCCCUGUAUCUCUACAAUUUACUUAGUGAGUAAAAUAAUAUCAUAAACGGUGGCAGCCAGAACUCUGAAAAUAAGACCCAGGUUGUAAAAAAUAAAUGAAUAAAUAAAAAUAACUGAAUUUUUCUUUAACAAUAUAAAAAUCUAUAAUUGUACUCAUGAGUAGCUUCUGCUGGCAGUGAGAAACAGUGAGUUUUAUUCACGCAACAAAAAAAAAAGCAUUUUAUCCAUAGCUUUUCUCUGACAGUUGAGGUAAUCUCUAUUACCACAAAAAAAGACACCUCCAUACAUCAGCAGCAUCCAGUCAGUAUGCCAAGUCAGUUUCACUUGGCGAGAAGUUGUGUACAUCUUUUUUUCUUUUCUUCUUUGCUAGCAGUUUGUAAAAGCGGGUGGCAAAUAUAACAUUGUAUCUGGGUUGUAGGAAUAGCACUCACUGCCUCACUGUGACCUCACUGAUUAUUUUACUUCUGACUCUGUCCUCAAACUCAUUUGGACUUUUUGUGUUAAUGGUUAUUUUUUUAAUUCUUUUAUUUUUUCCUCUUUUGUUGUUGAUUUGUUACCCUCGGACACUGUGGGUAGAUUUUGUAGCGUGUGAAACAUGAUACUUAAAUCUUUCACUCAUUUGAAUUUUAGAGUGACAGAAAAAAAAAACUAAUAUCCUGUCCAUUCUAAACGUACUUACACUUGUAAAAACGAACAAACUACAAAUAUUUGCUUUUUUUAAAAAUCACAAGCAAUGUAUAUAUGAUAGAUUUCAUAUAAAUUUUUGAAAAACACAAAGUAUAUAGAUCUAUAUAUGAAUGUUUGGCAUAUAUGCAUAGUUAACCACCUGUGGAAAAGGUGAGCAGAUUUUAUUCUUUCUAUGAACUCUUGAACUUUUGAACUCUGAACUAUGAACUAGGGGAUGAUUUGCACAAAACAAGGUGACAAGGUGCUAACAUAAAAGCCACCCAUUGUUCAAGCGCAUGCGUGCAUCUGGAUUCCCUGAAUCUCUCUGUGUGGUCGUUCCUCUUCAGCGUGUGUUUACAGCUGUGUGUGUAUGUGUGCAAAUGCUUGUUUGUUUCCAUUUUGUGUGUGUUUGUGAGAGAGAGACGAUGAGAAUGCACACAUGACCGUGAGAGAGCGUAUGGUUGAUCGAUAGGGUUUACAUCAUUGGAGCUAGUCCACUAUAGCCUUACUGUAUUACCAUCAGAGAUUCCCGGCAGUGGCUGUGUCACAAACACACACACAAUACAUUCACACACAAACAGAAAAAUGCACACAUACAUUUUCAUUUCCAGAAUGAACUUGUUUUGCAUUCUCGUCUCGUACUGACGUCUUCAAAAAGUGGACUGCCCAAGAGGGAGGGAGAGAAAGAGAGAUAACCAUGGGAUACUGAAUGAAACCAUUGUAACAUUUUAUACUGCAAGACAACUAUAACUCACCUUGUAACUGUGUAGGCACAGCUUACACAGUGUCACUGUUUUGUACACCCAUUCCCAGAUGACAUUUGCGCUCUUUACCCUCCACUCUGUCUGGCAGCACUCCUUUUUCCUUUUUCAGACCUUCAGUUUCUGAGUUUUGGAUAUGCUAUAUGAGGUGAUCCAGUGAGGAACAAACAACACAAAGGAAAAAUGUGCCAAAAAAUAACUUAACUUUUAACUGUAUAUUUGUCUUUGCUUUAGGACUAUCUUAGUUACAGCAUUCUUGAGCUGUUAGACUCAAUAAUAUGGUGCCAUCUCCUGGAAAUCUUGAGAACUACGGACAUUUGUUAGAUCCUACAGUAUUUCCUGCAGGUGGAAAUACAGUCAUUGUUAUUAUUUUGUAAAGAAUCAGGCUAUAAAUAUGUAUAUAUGUAUAUGUAUAUAUACAUAUAUAUAGCCUGUGUAUAUCUACCUGUGAGCUUUGCAUCAACAUUUCUAUUUAAAUUUUGAGACAAAGUAUCACAAUUGCUUGAUUUUACUGUGAUGAAGGUUAUUAUCCAGCUUGGCUUACUGUUCCCCUAUAAAUACAAAUAACGAAUGAAACACAAACAAUGUGUACAGUCUGGACUCACACAGGCUGGCCUGGUUAGAAGAAACAAUGCUGUAGUGAAUACCUGGUUGGAUUGUUGUGUAAGUUUACCACAAAUACAGAUGCAAAAUGAACAACGUGUAACAGACUUACACAUCAUUAGGUCAAAUAAGUUCAGUGAAGGGUUAUCUUUGUCUUAUUUUCUAAUCAACAAAGCACAAUCUACAUAGCGUAGGGGGAGCAGUGUAACCUUUUUAAAAAUCCACUGGGUUCCGGUCACCCACUGGAACCAGUGAUCUUAUCAUGAAAGGGGUUUUUCUUUCAUUGUUGGUUUUCUCCUUGUUUGCACUGUGAAGUUUAGAAUGGUGGAUGUAUCACUGCAACGCCUCAGCCUUGUCUCACAGGUGAACUUCCCCUUCUCAGCAUCUGAUGACCAGGAAAAUCAUCUGCAACUUCUCCCACCGACCUCUGGACGCUUAUAGCAGUACAACCCCUCCUUCAUUUUAAUAAAUGAAAGCCCACGUUGAAACACAAGUAAACCAGAAGCUACCUAGUAUUCCUCAUGCAGCAGAGUAAGGGUGAUAGUGAAGGUUGAGGCAAGAUCUGAGAUGUUGCCCAGGAUAUCUCCACCACAGAGAUAUAUGUUUGUUAUAUUAUGUAAUAAAUUUAUAAUUAAAACAUGAA